Messenger RNA from Monomorium pharaonis (pharaoh ant), 2049 nucleotides. Its product is annotated as cytochrome P450 3A19. The coding region runs from base 74 to 1549 and encodes 491 amino acids. Gene Ontology annotation, molecular function: heme binding; oxidoreductase activity, acting on paired donors, with incorporation or reduction of molecular oxygen; monooxygenase activity. The transcript has 13 exons. Lineage: Eukaryota; Metazoa; Arthropoda; Insecta; Hymenoptera; Formicidae. The record is from RefSeq and is a predicted model, not a curated record.
AUUAGUGACAUCCGCAUUUCAGAAAUAACUUUACUAUCGAGCAGUACUACAAUAUUUUAUUGUUGUCGAAACAAUGCUGUUCAUUGUUGUUGUAUUGAGUAUAAUGUGUACAAUAAUUUAUUUUAUUUGGAAUUAUUAUUUUAUAUUUCCUUUUCGGACAAUGAAAUCGUUACCCGGUCCAAUACGACUGCCACUUAUCGGUAGUUCAUAUAUUUUUCUACAAAAAGGUCUUUUUGAUGCUAUGGAUUACUUGUGCAAAAAAUUUUCGUCUCCGUUCCAAAUAUGGAUUGGUUCAUAUUUAACGAUCGUAAUAUAUGAACCAAAUCAAGUCAAGACUAUUUUAAAAAGUCGCUUUUGUUUAAAUAAACAUAAGAUAUAUAAAAUUUACAAACCAAUAUUUGGCACAGGAUUAGUAACGAUUUCUGGAAACAUAUGGGUUAAAAAUCGGAGAAUAAUAGCUCCAGCUUUUAAUGCAAGCAUGUUGCAAAACUAUUUUGAUACCUUUGUUCAAGAAUCUUUAACGUUCAUUGAAGAAUUAGAAACAAUUAAUGGAAACGAAGUUAUUUUUCUUGAACAUAUACAAAAAUGUACUUUAAGAACUUCAUUUGACACUAUGUUUGGCAUUAAAAUGGACACAAAUACAAUCAACGAAACUUUGAAAACUGUUAACAGUGCGUGUAACGGAAUAGGAUAUAGAUUCCGCAACUUAAUCAUGUCUUUUGAUUUUCCAUUUAAUUUCACUUCCAUUGCACAAAUACAGCAAAAUAAUAUAGCCUUUUGGAAAACUCUUUCUGAUAAGAUUAUACAACAAUGGGCAAGUAAAAUGAAUACAACAACCGCUAACAGUGACACAGCUUAUAACAGAUUUCUUGACAUUUUAAUGAAUUCGUCUCAUAACAAACAAUUCACGCAAAAGGACAUUCACUUCAAUAUAAUUACACUGCUGACAGGGUCCUAUGCUAGCACGGCCGUUACAAUAAAUUUUGCGACCUUUAUGUUAGCAAAUUUCUCAGAAAUACAAGAGAAAGUAUAUAAAGAAUUGUUAGAAAUUUAUGGCACAAAAACUCCAAAAGAUGCACCAAUUAAAUAUGAAGAUUUAGAACGUAUGCAUUAUUUGACUUGCGUUAUUAAGGAAACUCUAAGACUUUUCCCCACUUUUCCUUUAAUUGGACGAUAUCUAGAGACUGACUUAAAAAUAGGAAAUAAUAUUAUUCCAAAAGGUACCAAUAUUAGUAUAUCAAUUCUCCAAAUGCAUCGAGACGAAACAUAUUGGCCAAAUCCAUUAAAAUUUGAUCCAGAGAGAUUUCUUCCGCAAAACCUACAAAAUUCUGAAUUAUCUUGCUAUAUGCCUUUUAGUAGCGGGCCAAGAAAUUGCAUAGGUGAAAAAUACGCAAUGAUGGGAAUGAAGGUUAUUCUGGCAACGUUAAUAAGAACGUUUGUUUUUAAAGUGAAUGAAAUUAUUGAAAUCGACAAAAUUAAAUUAAACAUGAAUACAGAAUUAAUAACCUUAGAGCCAUUAAAAAUUAUAGUCAAAACACGGAAUCUAUAACGUAUAAAAAUGUUGAACAAAGAAGAACAUAUAAUAUCCGAAAUACGAUUAUUACAUAAAUAAGUGACUUUUUUCAUGGCUUCCUAUGGUCGCAAAGUCGCCGAUUGUGCGAGAACGUCUUAGAUGUGCACAGUGUAAAAUGGACACCACCAAUCAGAUUACUGAGUUAGUUAGGGUUAGGCGACGCCCCCCUCUCCCCCCGCCAAUAAUUUUUAUUUUUUUGAAAAAGUUUUUUUUUUUUAAACCGCGCGCACUGCUUAAGCCCGUAUCAGACUACCAACUAAAAAUAAAGAAAAUAAGCUUCCUUUCUCGAAUAUUUGAAAUAAACUUUCUUGAUUUUGUGCAAUGUAAAUAAAAAUAUAUGUAAGUAUAUAAGAUAUUAAAGCUCGCAUACUUAUAUUUGAAGCUAUUUUAGAACCUGCGGCAUCAUUCUUGCGGGCUGUUUGUAAAAUGCUAAGGAACUUUCCAACUUUCGAUAAGAAAUGAUAUAAUGUAAUAUG